Messenger RNA from Vicia villosa (hairy vetch), 3320 nucleotides. RefSeq lists its product as uncharacterized. Gene Ontology annotation, biological process: transmembrane transport. The coding region runs from base 694 to 3102 and encodes 802 amino acids. NCBI's taxonomy places the organism in Eukaryota, Viridiplantae, Streptophyta, Magnoliopsida, Fabales, Fabaceae. Gene Ontology annotation, cellular component: plasma membrane. The record is from RefSeq and is a predicted model, not a curated record. Gene Ontology annotation, molecular function: transmembrane transporter activity. The transcript has 3 exons.
AGUAUAUUUCACAUGCUUUGACACAUUGAUCUUCAUCUCAUUUUAUCAAUAGGAGUAUACUUCACAUGUUGGACACAUUAAUUGUCAUUUCAUUUAAAGGAGUAUACUUUACAUAUGUUUGAACACCUUGACCAUUUUUUAUUUAGAGUAAUAUAUUUCACAUGUUUGGACACAUUGAUCAUCAUUUUAUUUAGAGGAGUUCCCCUUCAUAUGCUUUAGCAAUUUGACCGUCAUUUCAUUUAGAGGAGUAUAUUUCACAUAUUUGGACUCGUUGAUCGUCAUUUCAUCUUGAGAAGUAUAUUUCACAUGUUUUGACAUAUUAAUCGUCAUUUCAUCUUAAAGAGUACAUUUUAUAUACUUUGACACAUUGACUGUCAUUAAUAUAAAGGAGUAUACUUUACCUGCACAAAGUUGAGUAUUGAAAAAUUUUGUGCACUUUUUUGAAAAUUCUUUUCACAUGAUUAUUGUCAUUUUCUAUUAAGAACUUCAUUCCCCUAGAGAAUUAACCUACCAUACUCAAAAAGUAAACUCACAAAGCCGGACAAUCUUUUACAUAUAAAAUGUUACUUGUCACUAUCCAUCAUUUAUUAGAAGAAUACAAAAACUCAAGAAGAAACACACACUCCCUCACUCCUCAAGUCAUUAUAAAUCUCCCAAACUUCAACUCGUAAUUUACUUGUAUCUCAAAUCAUUAUGUCAUCAACAACAUCAACAAUUGCUAAAACAAGAUCCGAGUUGUUCCAAACUCGUCUUGGUUCUGCUCUAAGAACAACCUUAGCAUGCAGCAUAGUUGGUAUCACUGCCCUAUAUAGCCCUGAACAUGUAAAGGGUUACAUUAAAUUUCCAUCUAUUUCUUAUGUAACAACAAUUCUCAUAGUAUCCGAUGCCACACUUGGUGAAACAGUUAAAGGUUGUUGGCAUGUUCUAUGUGCAACCAUUCAGGUUAUGAUUUUUUCUCUACUUAGCCUGCAAGUUAUAAGACCCGGUCACUUCAGCGACUGCAUGGCUGCGCUGGCGGUGGCACUCGGUGCGUUCGUGGUGUCGUUACCGGUAUCGACGAACUUGUUGACUAAAAGGAUUGCUUAUGCACAGCUUGUGAUAAUUUAUGUGAGUACAGUUAUAUAUGGUGCGAAACAAGGAGUGGCUACACAUUCAAUUCAUGUGGCUUGUUCUACUGCACUUGGUGCUAUAGCUUCUGUUCUGGCCAUGUUGCUACCUUAUCCAAGGGUUGCUUACUAUGAGGCAAAGAAGUUUUAUCAAUUAUACACUGAGAAUACAUCGGAGAGAUUAAACUGCAAUAUAGAGGCUAUCUCGGCCUCAGACAACGCAACUGCUGUUGGUUAUAAAACUCGAGCCAAGUACCUUUCCACAACAGGAGCCAAGCUUCUCCAUUGUGUCACAACUACACUGGAUGGCAUGUAUUGGGAACGACCUCAAUCAAUAAUUUCCAACUCUCGUAUUGACCUGGAAGAGAAACUACAAGACUUGGAUAUACCAAUAAGAGGGAUGGACAUUGCUCUAUCGAGCGGCAUGUCUUUUCCUGUUGGUGUUAUAGAUGAAGAGCUCAGAGGUGUUCUGCUUAAUUCUAAAGGAGAAAUCAGCCAAAAAUUAGAUCAGCAAGCUAAGUGUUUUGUUCCUUUUGAUGCAACUACAGCUCAAGAAAUGAAACAGGGCAUUUUCAACAAAUACCUAUCUAUAGCCUGCAAAGAUCUUCCAACCUCGUUCUUUUUAUACUGUGUGCAACUUCUCCUGGAUGACGUGUCUAUUUCAAAGAAAACCGACCAUGCGCUGAAGAAAGCUCAGAAAAGUGUUGACUGCCAAUCGUGCUUCAACAAGAUCAGUGAGCUUUUGAAGAACUUGAUUCCCAGCAACAAAGGCUUGAUCUUUGCAUUAAAGUCCUCUCUGUCAUUAGGACUUGCUGUGUUACUUGGUUUGAUGUAUGACAGGACUAAUGCAUAUUGGUCAGGGCUCACAAUUGCAAUCAGUUUCGUGACUGGACGACAACCGACAUUCUCAGUUGCAAAUGCACGAGGACAAGGCACAGCUUUUGGAUCAAUCUAUGGGAUCAUAUGUAGCUUCAUUUUCCAAAAAUACGUGGGAAUUGUGGAUUUAAGGUUCUUAGCUCUUAUACCGUGGGUCAUUUUCGCUUCUUUUCUAAGGCAUAGUAAAAUGUAUGGCCAAUCUGGGGCAAUUUCAGCAGUUUUAGGGGCCUUGUUGAUCCUUGGUAGGAAGAACUAUAGUACUCCACCUGAAUUUGGAGUUGCUAGAAUGGCCGAGGCUACAAUAGGACUCACUUGCCUUAUCAUCGUAGAGAUUAUAUUAAGCCCCUCGAGAGCUGCAACUCUAGCAAAAUCAGAACUUUCUCAAACCUUGAAAACACUUCAGGACUGCAUUAAGCAGAUUGCCAUGAUUACCCCUAGCGAAAGAGAGCUUCCAUCUUCAAGUUACCAAGCCCUGAGAGAAGAGCAGAAGAAGCUCAAAUCUCUUGUGUGUCAAUUAAGAGAAUUUACAGCAGAAGCUGAGGUGGAGCCAAAUUUCUGGUUCCUUCCAUUUCAUAAUGCCUGCUACAACAAUAUGCUGAAAUCUCUAUCAAGGACGGUAGAUCUCUUGCUUUUUGUGGCUUACUCAAUGGAGCAUGUCACACAAUUGGCACAGAAAGAUGGAGUAGUUUGGAUGGACAUCCAAGGUCGAGGGAAUGAAAAUGUGAAGAUUUUCAAAGAGAAAGUUGACCCCAUAUUGAGAAGCCUGGAAGAGAUAACACGGAUGAAGUCUGUUAAGAAAAUUGAAAGUGAUUUGAAGAGCCAAAACGUUCCUCACGAUCUCGAGUCACAAGAAGGUCUCAAUGCAGACGCAUUAAGGAUCUUGAGCAGAGAUGAAGAGGUUGAUAGCAUUACAAACUCUUUCCUCCAACAUCUAGAGGAAAUUGCUGACAAAACUCAUACCAACAAAGACGAGGAGACGCUUAAAGUUCAGAUGCUUUUUCAUUACAGCAGCUUGGGAUUCUGCACCAGUAGCUUGAUGAGAGAAAUAGGCAAGAUUGAGAGUGAAAUAAGAGAGCUAUGUAUAUGGGAGAACCCCUCAAGUGAAACAAACUUCAAAUAGAUUUAUUUUAAGAUCAAUGCUGUGCAUUCAUAGUAAAUAUAUCACUGUGGUUCCAAAAUGACCACAAUAAGAGACUUAGACUUACAAGUUAGCCAAUGACAUGUAGAUAGUAUCUUGUAUAAAAUCAUCCAAUUGAAAAGAGAAGUGAUUCAACUCUAUAAAUUGAUGUUUAAAGCACCCUAAAAAGAAAAUUCAAUCCUUGAUGUGGUAUCAACAAA